AUGGCGAUCUCUGUCGAGCGUUUUGUCGCCAUUGUCUAUCCGAUCCAAUUCGCUCGUUUCAGGAAUCGGAGGCACAUUAAUGAAGGCAUCAUCUCCAUCUGGGGACUGUCCUUAGUGGUGAAUCUCUUCAUCCCACUAACAAUGCACGUGAGCGACGAAUCCAAUCAAUGCAAAGUGGAAUUCAUGACGUACACGAGUCAGAUCAUCAUCGGUGUAAUGACCGCCCUGGUAUGUUAUAUAAUCCCAAUCUCUGUCAUGUUAGUGACCAAUGUCACUGCAGCGCGCAAACUGCAUCGACAGUUCAAGCGAUUCAGAAGUACAUUGCCAGGUGAAUUCAACGGACAGUCAACGGCAUCUUUGAAUCUUCUCCAUGCAAGGAAACGAGUUUUGUAUAUGCUUAUCCUCGUUGUCAUUAUUUAUGCCAUCUGUUGGGGACCGAACACGAUAGCAUAUUUCCUCUAUAAUAUUCGCAUCUUAGACCCGUUGUAUCUAUACGGUCCUGUCGAUAGGAUCCUGGUCCUAUUGGCAUUCUAUAACUCUUGCGCCAAUCCAAUUGUCUAUACCCUCCGGUAUCCCCGAUUCCGCAAGGCCCUUCGCAAUGUCUUCACGUGUUCAAAAGUCAGCAGCAAUGCCAUAUUCGAAUUUAAUAACACUGGUCCUAAAACAAAUGAUGGUAAAGACAAAAUAACAAUGACAGCCAUGUGA
Lytechinus pictus (painted urchin) is the source of this 705-nucleotide messenger RNA. RefSeq names its product galanin receptor 2b-like. Lineage: Eukaryota; Metazoa; Echinodermata; Echinoidea; Temnopleuroida; Toxopneustidae. Gene Ontology annotation, cellular component: membrane. Gene Ontology annotation, biological process: G protein-coupled receptor signaling pathway. The record is from RefSeq and is a predicted model, not a curated record. The transcript has a single exon. Gene Ontology annotation, molecular function: G protein-coupled receptor activity. The coding region runs from base 1 to 705 and encodes 234 amino acids.